AUGUGUCGACGGAAACUAAAAAAUAAUUUCAAUUCAAAUUUGAUUGUGAAGAAAAACGCACACAGGCAGCAGAUAAUGAAGUUCUACGUCGGAAUAUUGCUACUGGCGCUCACUACGAGUACGCUAAGUGCUCCACUAAGCCAGUCUGACUAUGAUGAUGCUGAGCUAAUAGCUGGCUACUUCCAGGGCGAUAUUGUCUUGGCACCUUCGCAGCGAAAUGGUCACCGCAAUGAGACACUACGCUGGCCCAACAACACUGUCUACUACAAAAUCAAUGAUGGAUAUUUCGACGAAGCGCAUCGAAACCACAUUUUACGCGGUAUUAAAAUCAUAGAAGAGCUCUCGUGCAUUCGCUUUGAGGAAGCCACCGCAGAUCAAAAGUAUUAUGUGAAUAUCACCGGUGAGGCGGGCGGCUGUUACUCGAGCAUUGGCUGGUUGAAUGGCGUACAGUAUUACAAUCUUCAGGAUUAUCCUCUGGACACGGGCUGCUUCCGACUCGGUACAAUCGUGCAUGAGUUCCUACACACGCUCGGCUUCUUUCAUAUGCAAAGUGCCGCGAAUCGCGAUGAAUACGUGCGCAUAGAAUUCGAUAAUAUUCAGGAGGGUAUGGAGUUUAAUUUCGAGAAAUAUGACGAAGAUUACAUCGACGACUACGAUGAGGAAUACGAUUACGGUAGUAUAUUACACUACCAUGCUUAUUCAUUCUCGAUAAAUGGCGAAAAGACAAUUAUACCAUUGAAAGAGGAAGGUGAGAUUAUUGGUCAACGACGCGGCAUGAGCAAAAGUGAUAUCAAUAAGCUGAAUACGAUGUAUCGUUGUCCAGUAACAGUUUAAGUGAAUUAAUCUUAAAAA
This is a messenger RNA of Bactrocera dorsalis (oriental fruit fly), 852 nucleotides long. RefSeq names its product seminal metalloprotease 1-like. Gene Ontology annotation, molecular function: zinc ion binding; metalloendopeptidase activity. The record is from RefSeq and is a predicted model, not a curated record. The transcript is spliced from 2 exons. The coding region runs from base 1 to 834 and encodes 277 amino acids. Gene Ontology annotation, biological process: proteolysis. Lineage: Eukaryota; Metazoa; Arthropoda; Insecta; Diptera; Tephritidae.